AUGAGUAGAGUUCUUGAAGCUGUCUUUUUUGGAAUGAAAGACCCAAAUGCUAUUUUUUACACGCGAGCUCUUUCUAGAGCCAAAAAAGGUGUCAUAACCAGAAAAGAACAAGCAGAAAUAAGUUCUCGUCACAUAUCCAGCAUGUGUGUUAGAUUUAUUGGUGCUCCUAUAUCAAUAGCUGUUGCUUAUUAUAUUCCUAUUCCUGAUUUUUUUUACCCUAUCUUUUGAAGAUCCUGCACAUUUAUAUUAUGCUACCGCUCUAUAACAAUCCCAGUUCUCCUCAAAAAUCGUAAUUUUUUAAAAGAAAUUGCAAUAAAAUACGAUUUAUUAAACAAGCCUGAGCUAUUGAACCCUCCAAAGGGUAAAAUUGAUACGAUAGAUCAGAGGCUUGAUAGCGGAAAGGAUGGAAAUAAUGAGACCUUUGCUGAGUAUAUAGAAAGGAUUAAAGAAACUGAAAAAAGGCUGCGCGAAGAGUAUGAAUUUGAUAAGCAUUAUAAGAAAAGCGUAAGAUAUGAAAGUUAUGAAGAAUAUAGGGAUCGGAAAUUAGCAAAGAGAAAAUAA
This is a messenger RNA of Blepharisma stoltei, 561 nucleotides long. The record is from the annotation of a GenBank genome assembly. NCBI's taxonomy places the organism in Eukaryota, Ciliophora, Heterotrichea, Heterotrichida, Blepharismidae.